AUGGAAGGAAGUACCGUCCACAAGGAGCAUAGUGCCUUGGAAGAGAGGCUAAAAAUUGCUGGUCCGGCUUCUUCUUUAUUCAGCGAAUCUACACAAAGCCCUUUCGAUUCCCUAUUUUCCUCCACAAACACUUCAAAAACUGUCAGCGAUUCAAAAUCCUCGACCCAGCAUCAUGACUCAGCCUCGUCAUUCUUUGAAAAUUACAACAGUGGAAAUGAACAUUCAACCACCACUACACAAACGAAUUCGUAUUAUGGAUAUUCAAGUGCUCCACAAUUUGAAUCAGAUGCCACAAGUAUAGCACAACAUAAUACAUAUUAUAAUGGACAUUACUCUUCAGUACAAGCUAAUGGCAUUAACGAAACAAGUACCAAUCAGAAUCAUGACUAUACAGGAUCUGGUCAUGAUAAUUCAUUAUAUGCCACCAGUCAGUAUUAUUACUCACAACAGCAAUAUUAUUAUGAUCCCUCCCUCGGUUAUUACUACGAUCCUAAUCAUUACGAUCCUAAUCAAAAUUACGACUCUAACCAAAACUACGGUCCAAAUCUAAACUACGAUUCGAAUCAGAAUUACGACCAAAAUCAAACAUACAACCCCAAUCAAACAUAUGACCCUAAUCAAACGUACUAUCCUAACCAGACAUACGACCCUAACCAAGCUUACAAUUCCAAUCAAGCUUACGAUUCCAAUCAAACUGACGAUCUCAAUCAAACAUACGACCCUAAUCAAACCUACGACUCUUCACAAUACUAUCAAUACGGAUUUGAGUCGGUGGAUAAAAAGCAAGAUGCCAAUCAUAUUGAUUCUCAUGCCUCUUAUUCUCACGAGACAAUCGAAGAUACCGAAGAAAAGCCUAGUGAAGAAAAUGUCAAAAAUUUAGUUCAUAAAUUACCGCGUUUGGAAGAAAAAUCGGUGGCGACGUCUUCCGAGCAUCAAAUAGGUAGUUUGACCGACAUUCAGACGAACGCAUCCGUUGAAAUUAGUGACAACGUAAGUAGUCAGAUCGACAAUAACGGUGACGAGUUAACAACCGCGGUGCUGGAACUUUCUGAAGUUCCUCUAGAUUUAUCAAAAGUUGACGAUAAAUCUGUUAUUGAGGAGAUAGAAUUUGAGGAAAUUGAGUUCUCUGUACAAAAGGAACGGGAUGCCGAAGUUCAGAAAGAAGAAUUAGCACCCGUGAAAUUUCAAGAACUAUCCUCGGUGGAAUCAUUGGACCAUAAUCUUGCUGCAGUAACAUCCGUAGAGACCAUUGAAUUAAAUCAAGAUCAUGCACAGUUGUCGGUGACUUCUAUUGAUAAUGAGAACGAGUUACCCCAAAAUUCUACGGACGAGAAUAAUGAAUCAAAUGGUAUAGAGGUCUUCGAAGAGCAAGAAGUUAAUAUAACUCAUGGAGAUGAUCAUGACAUAUUUGAAUAUCAACCCCGCGAAUUGGAAAUUCAACAAAAAUCAGAUGUUUCCCUUGAUGAUCAACUUAUGUCGACAUUAGUAAAAGAAAAUGCACAAGUUGCCUCAGAUUUAAUUACGCUAAACGAGCAGGAAGAAAUAAAUACAUUAGCAAUUAAGGAGCCAGAAAAAUUGGAUGACCUGGAUGAUUUGAUUCUCGGUUCAGCAACAUCUAAACCAUCAGAAGCAUUAAAUGAGGGUAUUGCAACAAACGCACAAGAAGAACUUAACAUUUCUCGAGAAAUUGGGGAAGCCGUCGAUGGUUCAUCCGAAUUGUACCAAUAUAAUUACACCAAUUCAGACUAUUCCUCUGAGCAGUGGGGAACUAAUGAUGCAAACAAACAAUAUCAAAAUUAUGAUCCUAAUCAGACUUCAGCUGACACAAAUAACUAUGGGCAUUGGGGAACCAGUGAUGCAGAAAAACAGUAUCAAAUUUACGACCCUAGUCAGACUGCCGUCGACACGAAUAGUAUUAUUCAUCAAUGCGAAUAUGGUUUAGAUCAAAGUGUAGUAAAAGACUCGACAAAUGCGAGCAAAUUAGAUUACUCGUACAAAGAAUACUCUGGAUAUGAUGUUAGACAGGAUGUGUUAAAUGAUACUAAUAUCGGGGAAAAUCAGGAUAUCCCUUACUCUUAUUAUAACUCUAUUCCCGGAGCUGAAACAGUAUCAGACAAUUGUAACGUCACGAGAGAGUCGGAUCCUCCUCAUUCAGAACAUAAUGCUGGUUUAGGAAUUGGAACGAAUGAUUACGGUUAUUAUUAUCAAAAUCAAGAUUCUAAUUCAAACAUUAUCGAUUAUACGACCGAAAUCCAUGACUCAACCCACCAAUACUCAGGUUAUGAUCAAAGCCAAAUUGCAGUUCCAACAAAUCCUAAUGAAACAAUAGAAGCUCAAGGAUCAAAUUAUCAAUACUCUGGGUAUGAACAAAGUCAAAAUGCAAUUUCAAAUAGCCUUAACGAAACAGCAUUAGACCAGAGUCGAACAGCUAUUGAUGGUCAAGAGUCCAUCUAUCAUUAUCCAGUUUAUGAUCAGAGUCGAUCGGCUAAUACCACGCCUCAGUCAAAUACCUCGCCGAUUUCUCCAACCCCUAAAUUAGUAAAUUGUGUUUAUCCUCAAUGUACAGGAGAAAAUAAUCCCAGUGCAAAAUUCUGUUCAGAAUGUGGACGACCAGUCGCUAACUCAUCCCGGAAUACAACUCCAGCAACUCAUUAUGGAGAAUCAAAUUAUCAUCCGAAACAUUCUAUGUCGUUUCCUCCAUACGCUCUGUCACAAGGAUCACAUUCCACAUCGUCUUUUGCAUCUUUUGGUUAUCAUUCUUCGUCACCUGUAUCGGAAGCGCAAAAUGCAUCAGGGUUGCCACCGCAGUGGCAGUAUAAUACCGAGGCCACAUCUGAGAUUAACGAUCCAUUGGGAAGAACGAAAGGGCACCCCGUCGUGGCAUUUGGAUUUGGCGGGAAAAUAUUUACCAUGUUUCCUCGUACGGUGCAACGUUUUACUAGUUCGACACAAAAUAUGCCCAUUACGAAAUAUGCGCCUGGUGUCUUUAAAAUUAACACGCUAAAGGAUAUUAUUUCCUUACCGGGUAUUGAAGAAUUUCCAGGUCCAUUAUUGAUGGAUAAUAAUAAAGGCGGUGUGAAAGCAAAGAAGAAACAAGUAUUGAAAUAUCUGGAUGAUCAACUUAAGAUUUUCGAGGAUUCUUUGGGUACUUUUGUCGGUGAGAAAAUGGAAAAGAAAAAAUUAAAAGAUAGUAUAAUUGUAUGGAACAUAUUAAAAAUUAUGUUUGAAAAUGAGGGCGCCCUUUUUGGAAGUUCGAAGGUCGAGGAGGCUGUACGAAGUGUCUUGGUUCCAUCUGUAAAAACGAGAGAUGACGAUGCCAAUUUUACUGUUCCCGCUGAUAAUGAUUUUGACUCCCAGCAAAGUUCAUCAGAUUCUCCUGCUACACCUCCAAUCGUGUAUACCGUUUCACCUGAAGCAAUCGACACGAUGCAAGGCCUACUACUCAAAGGGGAUCGCGUGGCUGCUAUAAAUCAUGCAAUGAAUGAAAACUUAUGGGCCCACGCUCUGAUAAUCGCAAGUUGUGUUAAUAAAGAACAAUGGAAGGAAGUUGUGAGUGGUUUUGUCAGGCAUGAACUGGGAUCUCAAAAUAGCGACUCCCCUCAACUAAAUGGAAGGGAAAGUUUACGGGUAUUAUAUUCUUUAUUUGCUGGACACGGUCAAAAUUCUGUUAAACAUUUUCUGCCUCAACCAACGUUGCUCAAUCGUGCUACUUAUUCAUCGGCCACCAUAUAUCCUAAUCACCAAGUGCCCAACCCCACUAAUAAUGCACAAUAUGGAUCCCCGUAUUCAUCUUCGGCUGCGAGUGAUUCACCUCUCGAAAACCUAGAGAGGUGGCGAGAAACUUUGGCAAUGAUUUUAGCCAAUCGUUCACCCGGAGAUAACCAAGCAAUUACCGCAUUAGGAGAUAUGUUAAAAGAAUGUGGAUGGAUUCAUGCUGCUCAUAUCUGGUACGAAUUUUGGAUUGUUUGA
Messenger RNA from Acaulospora colombiana, 3969 nucleotides. The record is from the annotation of a GenBank genome assembly. Lineage: Eukaryota; Fungi; Glomeromycota; Glomeromycetes; Diversisporales; Acaulosporaceae.